AUUCUUCCUCCACUCUUUCGAUCUCAAAAAAAAAUCCCUUUCUUGGUAUACCGUUAUUAGGGUUUAUCCAAAAAAUUCCCAUAAACCCUUUUGGCUCUUUCAAUUUUCAAUUUUAUUAAUCAAGAAUUUGGUAACCCAAGUUCAAUUUAGUCUCAAAAAUCAGCUGUAAGUAUUCACUUUUAUGCAUUUCUGAUUGUACUUUGGGUAAUUGAGGUUGUACUUUUUGCUUGUUAAUGGAGUUUUAUAGUUAAGGUUUGGUGAAUUAGGAAAGUGGAGUUGACGAAUCUUGAAGAAUUUGGUGAUAUUUUUGUUCUGGGGUUGAUAUUUAUAUCAUAAAGUUGUGGUUUUUUUUCAUGUCUACUUGUACUUUGGGCAAUUGGGGUUGUACUUUUUUCUUGUUAAUGGAGUUUAAUAGUUAAGGUUUGGUGAAUUAGCAACUGGGGUUGUGGAAUCUUGAAGAAUUUGGUGAUUUUUGGGUUCUGGGGUUGAUAUUUAUAUCAUAAAGUUGUGAUUUUUUUCAUUUCUACUUGUACUUUGGGCAAUUGGGGUUGUACUUUUUGCUUGCCAAUGGAGUUUAAUAGUUAAGGUUUGGUGAAUUAGCAAAAGUGGGGUUGAGGAAUCUUGAGAAAUUUGGUGAUUUUUCGGUUCUGGUGUUCUCAUGACUACUAGUGUUUUGGGCAUUUGGUGUUGUAGUUUUGCUUGUUAAUGCUGUUUAAUAGGUGAGGUUUGAUGAAUUAGCAAGUGGGGUUGAGGAAUCUUGAGGUUUAGGAUUGGUUUUCUUGAAGAGUUUGGUUGAUUUUUCGGGUUCUAGGGUUGUCAUUUAUAUAACCAAAAUUGUUCUUUUUUUGAAUUUUUGGGGAAAGACAGGAGUGUGAUACUUUAAGGUUUUAUGAAUUACCUAGCGGGGUUGAGGAAUCUUGAGGUUUGUAUUUGGUUUUCUUGAAGAAUUUGUCGAUUCUGGGGUUGUCAUUUAGAUCACCCAGUUGUGGCUUGUUUGCUUUUUGGGGAAAGCCUGGAGUUUAGUCAUUCUUUUACUCCUUAAUGUAGCCUAAAUGUAUAGGGUUUACAUGAAUUGCAAAUGGGUGUAGGGAUGUUGAAUUGCAUAGGUGAGUUGUGGAGUUUUUUGUAAUGUUACCAAGUUGUGAGCUUUUCCUGUCGAAGACACGAGUUUGAGCUGAGUGGUGAGGUUUUUGAGUAAAAACAAGCUGUAAAUCUCUUAGGAAUUUGAAUAUGAUCGUUGGAGGUAAUGCUGAGGAUAAAAAGGAGAAAGAUAGUACUGUUGAUAAUGCUAGGGAACAACAAAGAGCUGGUUCGGACGAGUUUGGGCGAGCAAUAUCAAGGACUGCGGUGGCACAAAUAUGUGAAAGUGUUGGGUUUGAGAUCUUCAAUGAAUCUGCUCUUGAAUCGCUUGCAGACAUUGCGAUUAAGUAUAUACGUGACCUAGGGAAGACAGCUAGUAGUAGUGCUAAUUUAGCUGGAAGAACACAGUGCAGCGUGUUUGAUAUUAUUCAAGGAUUAGAGGAUAUGUGUGCCUCCACUGGUUUUCAACGAGCGUCGGAGGUGAACCGUUGCGGGUUAAAUUCUGGUAUUGUUAGCGAGAUGGUUGAGUAUGUGGAAUCUGCUGAAGAGAUUCCGUUUGCUCAACCUAUUCCACAUUUUCCCGUGGCAAAACAUCCCAAGAUGAUACCCAGUUUUUCACAAAUUGGUGAAACACCGGCAUUUAAGCACGUACCUCCAUGGUUGCCUGCAUUUCCUGAUCCGCAUACUUAUGUACGUACUCCAACGUGGAAUGAGAGGGCAUCGGAUCCUCGAGCUGAUAAAAUUGAAUUAGCAAGACAACGAAGGAAGGCAGAAAGAUCUUUAUUAAAUUUACAGCAGCGGUUGCUGUGCAAUGGUUCGGCAGGGGCAUCAACUUCUGGUCAGCCAGAUGACGUUGCUAUCACUUUAAGUGUUAGUAAAAGCGAAAAUCCGUUUCUUGCAAAACCUUUUCAAGCUGGUGAGAAAGAUGUGGAUCCAGUGGCUCUGCCAGCUAAACUUUCUAGUGAGAUAGACAACAAAAAUCACAUUUCUUUAUUGGAGACGUUCUCUCCUGCAAUUGAGGCGAUGAAGGGGCUUUCCGAAACAGUAGAUGGCGAGGAGAAAAAACUUCCGGACAAGAGGCCUGCUGUCUGUUUAGAGUUUAGACCUGGAAAGAAGGUGGUAGGUGAUUCUUUGGAUCUGAGGCUUUGGAAAAAGGGCUCUGGGAGAAACGCUUCCUUGUUCAGGCGGGAUGAUGAUAGAGAUGACAAGAAGAGGAGAGCUGAGUUGAUACUGAGGCAAUCUAGGGAAAAUCAGCAGGAGUUAACGCAGUUGUAAAUUAGUUGGUUAGCUUGAAGGGGUACUUCCGUCCCCCUGUUCAAAACAGCAGCAAUUGAUUAGGUUUAGGUAAAAGUCGGUCAUACUGUAAUUCUUCUGUGGAUGUCACAGUCUAUUUGGAUGUCGAGAGAUGUAGUUGCAUAGAACAUUUUUGCGAGGUUAGUCAUUGUUCAUUCUCCAGUGAAUCUAUUUCAGUGAGAAUAUUUUUCUUUCGCAAA
This is a messenger RNA of Capsicum annuum, 2573 nucleotides long. RefSeq names its product transcription initiation factor TFIID subunit 8. The record is from RefSeq and is a predicted model, not a curated record. Gene Ontology annotation, molecular function: protein heterodimerization activity. Lineage: Eukaryota; Viridiplantae; Streptophyta; Magnoliopsida; Solanales; Solanaceae. Gene Ontology annotation, cellular component: transcription factor TFIID complex. The transcript has a single exon. The coding region runs from base 1231 to 2355 and encodes 374 amino acids.